CUACAUUUCUACCCAUUUCGCUCACAAGUCAAAACCCUGGACAGGCCGCUUCCCGUCACACUCUCACAGUUAAUGCCCUAAUUGAAACAAUGCAUCUUCGUAAGAAGAAGAACAGACCGAAACCACAAGUUCCUGGAUGCGAAAACCCCACUCUUGAACAAAUUGAUGAACAAUCUGGUGGUUUGAGCUUGUCAGGACGGAUUAGUUUGUCUUCGAUAUCGGAAGACGCAGGAAUAAUUGGGAACGUGACAGAUACAACUUCUUGUUCGAGCUUUAAAUGGGACGACGAUGAUUCCGCAGAUAGUUUUUGUGAUUUCACAGAUACUGCGUCGAACUCAAGUGGGAGCUCUGUUGUUUCUAAUUUGGAUGUGUAUAGCCGCGGCAAGUCUAGUAGAAGGAGCCGAAAGAACAAGGUGAUUGCUUCAAGUGGGACGGUAUCCAAUAUCAUUGGAAAAGAUUAUUCGUCUUUUUCCAACAAGAGGACAUCUGUUCAUAAAGGGAAUGGGCCCUCUGAUGUUGAAAAGGAAAAAGAGCUUUUCAAGAGUAGUCAGCAUCAGAACUCAAACACAAGUUAUGAAGACCUUGUGGCUGAUCUUGAGGCAUUUGACCCUUUCACGGAUAGGAUGUCUGACUUAGCUUCACCAUCUCAUAAUAAUCUCCCGGGUAAAACUAAUAUGUCAUAUAAGGGCAGGAGUUAUUCUGAUGUUGUUAGUUGUGAUUUAUCUGGCCACAAAAUUUCUUCUACAUUGCCUCACGACAUGUUGGAAGCUCUUUUUACACCAAAACGGGAGCCAGUCAAAGUGAGCUGCAGGAAUGUAAUAAAAUCGAUCCAACCAUUUGGGCAGAAGCUUGACAAUAAUCCUUCACAAGACAUAGCGAAAAAGCUGCAUCUUUCUGGUAAAAGGGAUGAUUAUCGGCACUACAGGAGACCUGCAACUCAACAUUGGGAUUUAAAGAAUUCCUAUUAUGACAAGGCUGCAACCGUGUCUGCAAGUGGAAAACUGGAAUGCGCAACAUAUCUCUCUGAAGAGGGAAAGAUGCACGCUGAAAAGGCUCGGCAAGCAGAUAAAAGGGCGAGCGAGGAUCUAUUCUCUAUAAGGAUCAAAAAAUUUGUAAAUCUGCUAACAGUGGAUUUACAUGGACAACAGUCAGAGGAAGGAAUCAAGAUUUUAAAACUUCACCUUCUAUUUGGUGCAUAUGUUUGUUCUGUUGGGAAGUUUCGUAUCAUUAUUGGAGGAGCUGAGAUGUCGAUGCUGAAACAGUCGGUUGUUGAUCUCUUACAAAAGGAAAACGUUGAGUGGGUGGAAGAAAACACAUGUACUCUCCUAAUCAAACUCGAUGGGCAGAAGAGACAAUUUGGCUUCAUGGACGACGCUGCAGCAGCAUAUGCAUGUGGAAAACGUGAAUAUGCAACAUAUCUCUCUAAACUGGAAAAGAUGUGCACUGCAAAUCAAGCAGAUAGAAUGUCAAGCCUGAAUAUAUUCGAUUCAAGGAACAAAAACAUUAAGAAUUUGAUAGAAAUGGAUUUACAUGGACAACAUGUACAAGAGGGAGUGGAGCUUUUGAAAGUUCACCUGCUAUUUGGUGCAUUCGUUCGCUCCGUACGUUGUUUCCGGGUUAUCACUGGAUAUGGUAGUAAAGGGACUGGAAUAUCGAAGCUGAAAGAAUCGGUUGUUGAUCUCUUACAAACUGAAAACAUUCAGUUCAAGGAAGAAGACCCAGGUACUCUCUUCAUCCAACUCGAUGAGCAAAAGAGAGAGUUCUGCUUCCUGGAGUGUGGUAGCGACCUUGAUUAAUCUUUUUUGUUACAUACACAUUUUGGCAUCUGAUUUAUGAGUAUGAAACAAAUAUACGGCUCAUUGUAUGUGGAUUUUUAUCUCUACAAGAAUAUAG
Molecule: messenger RNA, 1893 nt
Organism: Lactuca virosa
Lineage: Eukaryota; Viridiplantae; Streptophyta; Magnoliopsida; Asterales; Asteraceae
Source: the annotation of a GenBank genome assembly